Linum trigynum is the source of this 1857-nucleotide messenger RNA. The record is from the annotation of a GenBank genome assembly. NCBI's taxonomy places the organism in Eukaryota, Viridiplantae, Streptophyta, Magnoliopsida, Malpighiales, Linaceae.
AUGAUUUCACUUCUCCGACGAGCCAAACCGGCCACCUCCACGGCUGCCGUCGCGCUUCUCAAACGCCUUGCUCCCGCCGAGAUUACCCCCCCGUCCGUAGCAACUUCAGUCCCCUGCAAACCCUCGGUUUCAGUUCCCUCAACCAGGAACUCUUUGGGGAUUGGGGUUCUCACGCGGCGAUUCAGUGACAAGACGAGCAACGAGUUCGAUCACAUCAGGGCUGACGUCAACUGCCCUCGAUGCUCCUCGCAGAUGCCGGUGCUCUUCUCCAACCGCCCCCUGUCGAUUUCAGGCCGGGAAGCAGGGAUUUUCCAGGCGGUCAAUUUCUGCCCCAACUGCAAAACCGCUUACUAUUUCCGGCCGCUCAAAUUGGAGCCGCUGCAGGGGAGCUUCAUCGAGCUGGGGAAGGUUAAAGGUUUUGAGAAUACUAAUGCUACUAGUAGUCGUAGCAGUUGCAGUAGUGGUGCUGCUAGCAGUGAUAAUGACGAGAACUGUAGGGAUAUUGAGGGGUUUGUUGAGAAAGAUUGUGGCAGGAUUGGCGAUGUGGAGGAAUGCGGUGAUGUGAAGUUGGAAAAGGGGUUGCCAACUCCGAAGGAGAUUUGUAAAGGGCUUGAUUUGUUUGUGAUUGGGCAGGAGAAAGCCAAAAGGGUGCUCUCUGUGGCAGUGUACAAUCACUACAAAAGGAUUUAUCAUUCGACAUGGCAGAAAGAGUCGGGUUUAGAGUUAAACGGAAUGGACGACAUAAUUGAGGAGUCUGAGUUUGUGGAGUUGGAUAAGAGUAAUGUGUUGUUGAUGGGCCCAACUGGCUCAGGGAAGACGUUACUUGCAAAAACUCUAGCUCGCAUCGUGAAUGUGCCAUUUGUUAUUGCUGAUGCUACUACGCUGACACAGGCAGGUUAUGUCGGAGAGGAUGUUGAAUCAGUGCUGUACAAGCUACUAUCGGUAGCGGAAUUCAAUGUGGAAGCAGCUCAGCGAGGGAUUGUAUAUAUUGAUGAAGUUGAUAAAAUAACUAAGAAGUCUGAGAGUUCAACUGUUGGUAGAGAUGUAUCUGGAGAAGGUGUUCAACAGGCCUUGCUAAAGAUGCUCGAAGGAACGGUAGUAAAUGUUCCUGUCCCUGAUAAAGGACCUCGGAAACAUAAUCGCAGCGAUACAAUUCAGAUGGAUACAAAAGACAUUCUAUUUAUAUGUGGUGGUGCAUUUGUGGAUUUGGAGAAAACCAUUUCGGAAAGACGUCAAGAUGCUUCAAUUGGCUUUGGAGCUCCAGUUCGCGAGAACAUGAGGAGAAGUGGGGUGACUAGUGCUUUAGUGACAUCAUCGUUGCUGGAAUCUGUAGAAAGUGGGGAUCUUGUGGCGUAUGGCUUGAUCCCUGAAUUUGUUGGAAGGUUUCCCAUUCUAGUAAGCCUGUCAGCUUUAACUGAGGAUCAACUUGUUCAGGUCCUCAUGGAGCCGAAAAAUGCACUUGGGAAACAAUACAGAAAGAUGUUUAGCAUGAACAAUGUUAAGUUGCAGUUCACCGAGAGUGCACAGAGAUUGAUUGCAAAGAAAGCAAUGACCAAAAAUACAGGUGCCCGAGGUCUAAGAGGCAUCUUGGAAAACAUUCUCACAGAAGCUAUGUUCGAGGUUCCUGAUAACAAGGAAGGCGCGUGUGCUAUUAGCGCAGUUGUGGUCGAUGAAGAGGCCGUCGGAACAGUGGAUGCACCUGGAUGCGGAGCAAAAAUUCUCCGCGAGGAUGGCGACACAUCGGGGAGUAAUGACGACGGAAGAGAUUCGAGAGAGCUUAAGGGGGAACGUGAAGAGCCAUUCGAAGAGUUGUUAGAAGGGGACACAGGACUCGAGCCUAGAGCGAUGCGGCUGUAA